GAUUAGUUGGUUGGUUGGUUGGUUGAUCACAUUGUUUCAAUCACCAUCUUUCUAUACCCUUAACCUAAUUACAUCAAGAUAUAUAUGGAUAUACUUAGAUAGAUGGAUGGAUUCAUAGAUUUGUCAUCGUAACAAACAACUAGACUUUUGUUGUUAGUUACAUUUAAAAAAAAGGCAACUGUGGAAAUUAUUCUUCCUUCAUAGUGAAAUCAUUUAAAAAAAAGAACAUUCAAUGAAUUCAAUCAAUCUCAUCGACUAGAAUACCUUCCAUACUAACUGGAAAUCAUUACAAAUUAUGAAACAAAUUCUAUGCCCAUUUCCUUCUAUACAAUUUAAUGAAGAGAUCUAUAAUGAACUGAUUAAAGAUUCCAAUGUAAUAAUGCAAUCCAAGCAAACAGAACCUUCACAUAGUUUAAUCAUCAAAGUACCGACAAUCAAUGAUUUGAAUAACAAAUCAUGUGAUAUAUCUCCUAGAUCAAACAAUUUGAUCAAUACUCAAAGAAGUUUUGAAUUCUACUGUCAGCGAUUCAAUACACCAUGUUCAGAAAAUAUUUUCGCGAAACACCCAGCUAUGUCUGUAGAAAAAAUAAUAGAAACCGGACAAAAGCAACAGCAACAAAGAAAUCUGUUUCCUCAUAGAUCAAUAGCAGAGAUUGGUAUUGCACUUGGAUUAUGGCGAAAAAUUGAUAAAAUGCAUCAACAAAUAGAUAAUGUUAGGCAAUAUAAUGAAAAACAAAAUCAUGUACGUCAGUUACGUUUAUCUCAUAUACAAAAAUACCGGGAGAAUUUUAUUAAACAUAAUAAACGUAUAGCUAUGCUACAAAAACAAAGAAGUAUUGAAAAAAUGCAAUUCAAUAAACGGAAAUCAGAUCAAAUUCAAGCACAGAAUGAAUUAAAUGAAAAACUAAAAAUGAAUCGUGAAAAACUUAAAUCCCUUGGUAACUAUCAAAAACAUUUAAAAAUCAAUGAGAGAUUGUCGGAAAAUUCUAUAAAUUAUAAACAAAGAUUAUUAAAUCGAGAAAUAUUCAUACAAGAAAAAUGUCAACAUCUUAUACAUUUACAAAAUCGGACAAAUGAAAUCAGUAGGUCUCUGGCUCGAAUCUCGCGUGGUGGGAUCAAGGAUGCGCACUGCUGACGAGUCCCAUAAUAAAACGAAACGACCCUCCAGUGCUUCCAGCUUUUCCAUGGUGGUGGUCUAGUUUCAAUUGACUAAUAAUUUCAACUAUGAAAACCCCUUUUGAUUCUAACUACAGUCAUAGCUACUUUUUUGUUACAAAAUUUACUUUCAUAGAUCCCGAUUAAAUAAAGCUGUUGAAACUAAAAAACAACAUCAGAAUGAAUUAUCUGCUGAAAUUCAUUGGAAUCGAUUCUAUGAAAAAUUGACUAUGGAAUCCAACAUACAAGAACGUAAAUUAAAAGAGAUCAAAUCAACUAAUGAAUAUGUUCAACAAUUACGUAAUCGAAAACUUGUAAAAAUCCCUAUCUCAAUUAAAUUAACUAAUUUAACAUU
Molecule: messenger RNA, 1510 nt
Organism: Schistosoma rodhaini
Lineage: Eukaryota; Metazoa; Platyhelminthes; Trematoda; Strigeidida; Schistosomatidae
Source: the annotation of a GenBank genome assembly